Messenger RNA from Helicoverpa armigera (cotton bollworm), 1540 nucleotides. RefSeq names its product C-type mannose receptor 2. Gene Ontology annotation, molecular function: signaling receptor activity. NCBI's taxonomy places the organism in Eukaryota, Metazoa, Arthropoda, Insecta, Lepidoptera, Noctuidae. The record is from RefSeq and is a predicted model, not a curated record. Bases 97 to 1086 code for a protein of 329 amino acids. The transcript is spliced from 5 exons.
GACUUGCAAAAAUAUAGUCUGUGGAAUCAGCUUUGUGCUCCCAUUCAUACGUACAGUGCGGUGUAAGAUACUUGUGUCAUUAUCUACUUCGUGGACAUGUUUCUGAAAACUUUAUUAUUCGUUCUGACAAUAAACUGUUUAUCGGAAUAUUCAUGUGCACAAAGGAAUAAAAAGUUUUUCCGAAAAGACUACAGUUUUUUGGAAGAUACAGAGAGUUUCUAUAAGUUCCACACGUUACCUAAAACCUGGCCUGAAGCUAAGAAAUUGUGCGCGUUGGAAGGCGCCAGUCUGUUUUACCCCCAAAACGAUCAUGAGGCCCACAUUGUGAUUUCGUAUUGGAAUGCUACACAACCACACCAUGCCAUUUUAUUAGGAAUAUCAGAUUUGAUUGUCAAAGGAGUAUUCGAAACUAUAGACGGGUAUCCUAUAUCUGACGUUUACAACCGGUGGUACCGAGGAGAGCCAAAUGAUGCUGGCGGCGUCGAAGACUGCGUAGUGAUGAUGAAAGACGGCAGAUUAAAUGAUGAUGGUUGCAAUAAAAAGUUCCCCUUUAUGUGCAAGAAAACCCUCCAGUCUCUUGAAUGGAAUCAACAGUGUAAUAUUCCUAAUUUAGAUUAUGUGUUCAACCUGGAGCUCGGCAGAUGCUACAAGUUCCACUCGGCGCCAAAGAAUUGGACGGAAGCGUACGCAGCGUGCAGUGCCGAACAAUCGUACCUCGCAGUGAUCAACACACAGGCUGAAGCUGAUUUACUCGUGAGGACGGCCGAAGCUGCGUCACAGAGGCAAGCCAGAAGAACUGAACUUACGGGAGUGGUCCAUUUAGGGUUUCAUAAUAGACUUGAUGAAGGCUGGCAAGCUGUCGGAGGGAUAGCGCUUGAGGACACAGGCUACGCCGUUUGGGGGAGCAACCAGCCAGACGGGGGCUCGCAGGAACGCUGCGGCGCGAUGUCUUCCAACGGUCUACUGCACGACAUCAAUUGCAACACGAGAGCAUCCUUCAUCUGCGAACACGAAGUGGACACGCUGUCUUCGCAGCUUGAUGAUCGGUUUGGAGAACUGGCACUUACGAAUGUAGUAAAACAGUGAAAGUGCGUGACAGUUAUUUAAUAUUGCUGAUAAGUUUUUUGUCUUAGACUUGAAGAUCCAAAACGAUUUAAAUUAAAAGACAUAUGUUUAGAUUUUAAUAUAAAAUUGCAUUAAACUCUUUAAACAGAAGUAGGUAUUACAUAGAGUUCACAUCGCACAAGUUAUUUUAAAUUUGGUGGUCCCGAAGUUUUCAAAUAUUAAAAAAAAUAUUAAACUAAAAACAGGUUUACUAACGGUCAAGGUCUAUUGGCCCCUUGCCCAGUGGAGACAACAAUACUCAAAAGUCAAAUUGAUCCCCCAGGGUCGUUUUACAUACUUAUAUUUCCAAGGAUAAAAAAGGGAGUGCGUUUCGGACUUCGGUCAUUAUUUCAGACAUAUUACAAUGAACAUGAAAAGCCUAAAAGGAGGCUUUACAUUCAUUUUUUGGAAAAGUAGCUUAAAAAUGUGAAUGUUU